AGACUAAAGUGGGCCUGGGACCCCAUGGGACUUUUUUGGGUGAUCAGAGUAGCUCCACGACCUACUGUUUGCUCGUGGCAAGGAGAUCUUGUAGCUACGCUGGAUGGGAGCAAUGGUGUUACAGUCCUAUCAGGUUAUGGUCUUACCAUGGGAAAUAAAUGCAACAAGACAUGAUUGCUAUGAAAGGUGAAGCAGAUGCUCCCUUCCAAAAUGACUUUCCAAGCCCUGUUUCUGAGUCUACUUUGUGUUGUGCUUGGAGAGCCAAAUGUGAUUACUCACACUGAACACGUGAAGGUGAAUGAGGGCAACGCUGCAACUCUCAGGUGUACCCUGACAGAGCCCGGUGAUGUUCUGCAAGUGACCUGGCAGAAGGACUCUGAAAAAAAACACACUAAUAUAGCUACGUACAGCACCAUGCUAGGAUUUAAGAUCCAUGAUCCCUACCAAGACCGGAUGAAUUUCACAAGUCUGGUACUCAAUGACACAAGCAUCACUUUCUGGUCUGCGAGCCUGGAUGAUACUGGGUGUUACAUUUGCCUCUUCAACGUCUUUCCUUAUGGCUCCAUAUCGGGACGGACCUGCCUGAGUGUCUUUGGUCUCAGUGCAUCUGUCCACUAUAACAUUUCCAAAGGUCAUUUGAUAGCCAUCUGUAAUGCUGUUGGAUUCCCAGAGCCCACCAUCAGCUGGAACAAUCUGUUCAAUUACAUCCCUACACAGGAUAAGGUCAGGCACACCAAUGGGGUAAUGUCCAUCACCAGUAAACUGGAGAUCUCUGACUCUCAGAGCAUCAGUAAGCAGGACUUGACCUGCAGAGUAAGCAACAAGAAUGAAGAAAUGGAAUUGCCCAUAAAAAUCAAAAACGAGCAGGGAUUCUCAUUCCUGGGUCUGGUGAUUGCUCUGGGUAUUUUACUAGUCAUCGUGGUCCUGAUUCUGAUCACUCUGAGCUGCAGGAAGAGGAUAUGCAAGAGGACGCGUGGCGGAAAAAAGUUCCCAGGGCCUUCUCUGCUAGUGACAGAUGCUGAAGUGCUAAUUCUGAUACCGGGUAUCCUCUUGCCAACAGACCAGUGCUGCAAAACUCUUCAAAAGAAGAAAAAAUGAAGCCACCUGAACCAGUUAAAAUCUCUCCCUGUGAAUUUCUCAGCUUGUACAGUGCAGUGGAAAUCUGCACUUCAGCAUGGAAAUCUGCACUUCAGCAUGGAAAUCUGCACUUCAGCAAGGGCUGCACCACUUGGAGAUUUUUGCAAAGGAAUGUGAUGUCCCCAGGAUUUCAGGGUUGAGUUUUUGCUCUGCUUUUGUUCACUUCCAUUCUGAAUUUGCUUUUUGGCACCCUAUCCCUUAAUUUAAGAUCAGCCAAUUACUUUCACAGUUUUGUCUUGUCUCUGUCUUGUCUUUUGUUUCACUUUCAUGGGAUUAGAGCUCUGAAGCCCUUACAAGAAAGAAGAAACACCACCCUGGAACAUGAGGGCCUCGUGUGGGCACUGAGAGCUGUUUUUACUCAACCUUUGUUUCGUCAAGAAAAGUGCAGAGUGAAAGCUGAGCAUGUGAUUCACGAUCAGAGGGAAGGCUUUUGUCUCAGCGGUGGUGGUGGCUGAGCUGCAGCAAAUGGCACAGCACUGGUGUUGAGUGGAGUCCCAGAAACACUACGCACAGAGACAUGUAGUAAGUAAUGCAUAUGAAUUGGCUCAUCUAGGAAAUCUCACCUUAAAAGAGAGUCUGUGAAUAAAGGUCACUUGAUGAAAACCUAGCUGCCACAGCACUAGCUCUAGGCAGCAAAGUGCUACUUUUGAGUUGAUGCAAAAUGAUCAGUCUCAGGUUCUCAGCUGGCUGACAUCUCAUGCCAAGCACAUUCUACAUGUAUACUCCGAACUUGGACAGUUGACCAAGCAAGUCUCCUCUCAACACAAAGACUAAAAUUAAUGACACAAAACUUGUAUAAUUAACUCUACAGGUUCAUUAUAACAUGAAGUCCUCUGUCUCACAGGCCAAGAUUCAUAAUAGUUAAAAGGUCAGUCUCUUAAUGAUGUUUCCAAUAUUGAUUUUCCAUUUCUUUAUCUAUGUUACAGUAACUAUGGCAGCAGUAUUCUAUUUGUGGAUCCCUGGAGAUGUGUGUGCACAUUGGGAAGGGAGAAAGCAGAAUAGGACUUUGGGUUUCAGGCUAGGUAGUAAAUUACAGUGGUUUGGAACUUAAAGGGCAUAGUAAGAUCACUUGUGUGAAACUGAAAGGGUAUGAGUGCAGUAGAUUCACACAGAUGACAUACCACUGGCCUGUGUGAAUGGAAACCAUCCAGCCUUACUUGGUUCCUAGGCAUUUCCUUUUCAUUAUGUGAGCAGGAACUGCACAUGAGCACACAUGAGCAGGCCUGCCUCGGGUGUAGGGUUUUGUUUGUUUGUUUGUUUUUGAAAAAUACUAGUCACCACUUAAAACUCACUCAAAAAUGAGGGUUCUUAACCUCACAAAUUCUUGCCUGUACUGAGGGACAUGCAGUUGCUUACAGAAUCACAGAAUCACAGAAUUUCUAGGUUGGAAGAGACCUCAAGAUCAUCGAGUCCAACCUCUGACCUAACACUAACAGUCCCCACUAAACCAUAUCCCUAAGCUCUACAUCUAAAUGUCUUUUAAAGACUUCCAGGGAUGGUGACUCCACCACUUCCCUGGGCAGCCUUACAUCUCAAGCUCAAUAGAAAACUGCUGUCCGCUAGGUGCUGGUGGUUCUCCUUAGCGAUCCUUUUUUGUGCAUCCCUUCAGGUAUGCUUUUCCUGCUCUGUUUUCCCCCGAGAUCUGCUCCUGUCUCUCAUCCCUCACCACUGCCUGUGGUUCCCAUUUGCCUGGGCUGGUGUUUGUUGAUCUGAAACAGAGUAGGGAAACAGAUCUAUGGAGGCUGUGGAAUGGGGAACCCACUGCAGAGAGCAGGCUGGGGAACAGGCCAGGCGUGGAAAUGGAUGUUUGCCUCUCCCCUCAGCCUGGUUGUGCACCCAGCCUGGUGGUGUGGCCUGGUGCCAGGGCUCAGCCCUGUGCUUGUGUGCCCUGUUUCCCCUUAAGACACAGAUUAUAGGGAGACCCAGGGAAUGUUAGCAGUGGAUUUUGGGAAGAUCCCAUAUGCAAGAUUAUGCCUUUUAUGCAGAGAUGCAAACUUCAUCUUUCAAGUAGUUUUAGCUGUACCACUUCCUUCUGCACACUCCUCACUGCUUGUGCACCUUAUUAUACAAAAUGGAGGGCAGAAUAUUGUGGAGGUGUAGGGGAGAAAUAUUUCAAAACAGGUAAUUGGAGAAGCAAGGCUUGGCAAACUGUUGCUUGAUCUAGCAGUAUGGCAAAGUUUGUUGUUUGCCAGAAGCAGUCCCAUCUCAUAGAUCCAUAGAUCUUUGGGGCCCAAGAGUAGGGAAAUGAAUAAACCUGACACUGUUUUAUAUAUAUAUAUAUAUGUAUUUUUUUUCUUAGAAGCAAGAGUCUUUGAGGGAAUAACUGGAGAAAAUGAAACUAGAAGGGUUGGUGUGUUUUACAGUCUAAGAACCCAUUUGUUCCAUCUGUGCUUGUAAGAGACUUAUGUACUGUGCAGCCUUGCUUGGGAGAGAGUAACCAGGCAGUGCAGCUGCAUGUUUCUCCCCUGCAGGAAAAGGUCAAUGGAUCAUGAUGAAGAGCAGUAACAUGCACUUACAGUCCUUCAGCUCCGCAGACUUUGCUAUUUUCCUUCCAUGCUUGUGUGUGGGUGUAACAGAGCAGAACAGCUUUGUGUUCUUUGGGCUUCCUGUGUGACUAUACCUGCACCGUGUAUUUGGUGCAAAAAUAGAAAAGGGAAGUCAAGAAGUAGAAAAUUAUCUGGUGUAGGCUGGAUGCCCUUGGGCUACAUCUUAGGGAGGCUGCACAGGUGCUGUACAUCCCCCACAGAAUGCAUCCCAUGCCUGUUUGCUUUCUUCAACAGGUUAUAGUGGUCAUGUGGAUGAUUUAACACUGGUAUUGGCUUCUUUCAGUCACACACUGAGCACAUGCAACAAGUAGUGAGACUGCACUGCUUCCACUGGCGUCCUGCCCUGUCAGUAGGAUGCUACUCCAGAAAAUUCGAAGGCCAUCCACUGACCCUUAGCACAACUGUUGUUAGGUGUCAUGUCUCAAAUGUAACCGUUGUGUUUCUGAGAGGUAGACUAGAUGAUUAAGAUGAACAUGAAAAUUCUUGACUGAAAGGGUACACAGAAAUUCGUGACUGAAAUGGUAGAUGGUUUCAGUCAACACCUCUUGCUUCCCUCCUUCAAAAGACAGACUCUCGAUGUAUUUGCUUAAAAAAAAAAAAAAAGAACCUACCACAGACUCCUGUGCUUUGCUUUUCUAUGCUAGCACAUUUUAUGGUAAGGUGGUAAGGUGCUUCCUGUUUAUCUACAAAAAUCUCAUCUCCCAAAUCAAACCUGACUCUCUGGGGACCUCUUCUUAAGCCAUGCCUUGCUCUAAGGGUAAAACGUGUCACGUUCAGAUCUCACUAGCAUUGCAGCUGGGGGUUGUGCAGUACUUCUCAUGCAUGCACUCAGUCUCAUUGUAGCUCUUGGUCACCAGGGCGUCAUCCUGGGGCUGCUCUGAGCAGAGCUGCUGAUGCUUUUGGCUGGCUGGGGUGACAGAGGGAAAGCUGUGUGUGCCCGGGUGAAUGCACCUCAGAGCUGGCUGGGAAGUCACACAGAUAACCUGCCUGUAACCCAGCACCCCUUCAUCUCUCAGAGGGACUUUGGACUCUUCUCUCUAUGUACUAUGGUAUGAGCGGAGUAUUUAUAUUGCAAAACAUCCGUGAGAAACAUAUGGUUUCACUUGUACUUGUUCCUGAAAGGAUGGCCUUUUCCCUUUCUGCCUUCAAGGCCAGUGUCCAGGUCAUAGAAAGAAAUUAGAGAAGUUUGAUGCCUUUUGCUGAGGCUUUCUCUUCACUGAAUGGCAGUCCGUGUUUUUCAGUUUAAGACCACUGACGUAGAAGCUCUUUCAGAGAGACAGUUUCUUUGUAUUCUGAAAUCUAUAAAAAAUAUUGUUGCCUCUAUCAGCUGAGAAAUAAAUGCAAUUAACUAUUUCAUAUGUAAGCUAAUGAAUUUUUCUAGGAGAUAAUUUUCCACACUUUUUUUUUUUUUUAAUGAGGUUUAUCAGUGAUUUAUUGGAUUGAUAAGUUAUAUAUUAAAAAAAAAAAGUCAACAUACCUUGUGGCCUGAACUAAUUACCAGUGCAGAAAUCCAUUGAUUUUUCUCCACACAGAUACCAUGAUUGGGUUUGGAGGAGAUGGAGGGGGAUGAAGUACAAGUGAGUCAUAAGCAUAGUAAACCAUCUAAAUUAUCCAUAUACCAGGGUUAAUGUGUAUCUGAUAACAGCUUUGGUGUUAGCUGGAACUGUACCAAGGUAAAUUAUGAAGACAGAGGAGCCUGACUUUCUUCUACUAAGUUUAGCACAAAUUAUCUGGUGUGUUAUGUGCACCCUGAGGACUGGUAUAUCCUUUUUUUUCAACUGUGGUCUAAAUUUUUAACCAGUUUGAAGACUGCCCAUUUGCUUCUGUAAACCUCUUGGUGCCAACAUUGCUAAGAGUAAUUUUUCAGAGCAUUAUUUUGCAGGAAGAGAUGUGUGGUAUCCAAGCUCUAGCUGCACAGUGCUGCAAAAGAAGGGUGUGAGCAUUCUUCUCAAACUUCAAAUGGUGCUUUGGCAUUUAUAUCCUUUUUAUCUUCUUUCCAAUGAACCUGAGCAUGAAAUAUAAUGAUAUUCUUCUGCCAGUGCUGGGUGGCAAGCUAAGUGUGACACAGUUGCACACAGCUACUAGUGAACAGAAGUUUUUGAUUUUGGCUGUAGUCGGUCACUGCUCAUCAUUUAUUUACUUUGAUUCAUCACGGACAAAAGCAAUAUGCAUUAACUUAACUAACCAAUCAUCGCACCAAUAGCAAAAAAAAAGAGAACACUGCAUUUUGACAUUUUGUCGCACAUCUUCUGACUUCUUUGUAAAAGGAAAACAACAUUUUCCUCCUCCUGUUCCCCAUGAGAAACAAGCAAACGAGUGUUAACAAGAUUUUGGUUAAUAUGAAGAUUAGACAUUCAUGGUGUUCAGAGAAUUUUUCAGGGAGAAAAACUGGAAUGAAGUUUCUAAGUAUCUUAGUUUCUAAGAUAAUCAUCUUGGGAUGAUUAUCUUAGAAACUCAGGAAAAAAAAAUGUCCCACACACAUGCUUAGCAUUUACUUGGGAGGAAUUAAUCUGUCUCAGUGUUGUCUUCCUCAUGGAUUCAUUUUACAUGUUUAUAUCCUAGGAAAAACCUCCUCUUCUCCUUUGUCUAUUUUCAAACCACAACCAAAUCAAGGUCACACUAGAAGCAGAGUCCUGAACAAAGGAAGAAUGAAAAAGUUGACUGUUUCUUUUUAUUCGCCCCUUUAAGAGACAAAUACACAAUGGAAAUACCCACCUAUUCACACAGCAUGGACUGUAUUUUGAAUUCCGGUAUGUAGCAGGGAGCAUCCACAGGUUCUUCUAAACAAAAAGGAAGUUUUCCUGGGAGAUAAAGGAACAGCAUCCUGGAGGGAAGCUAGAUCUGAGACAGCAUGCAAAAUGGUAGUCUGGAGAAGUCCUUGUUAUAUUUAUUUAUUUACAUUAAUGGAGGCAUAUUCUGUAAAUUCAUUUUCUACAGACAGUUCCCUUCUCUGGCAUUUUUCUGCAGAAGCAGAAUGAUCUAGUGUAGCAUAUAUGAGGACAUCUGGGCUUUCAGGUGAAGCUGGGAUGGAAGGAUCAUUAGGUGCAUUAGGUACUGUCCUCUUAGCAUUCCAGCGAGGAACAUCAUUGUCAUAAAUUGUGUUGGCAUACAAGAGCUGCUGUGGGCUAGCCAUGGAGCAGUAAAGCAAAGAGCUUUCAUCUGAAGCUUGAGUUGUCCCAGCAGUGUGGGAUGGAACAGCUGCUGGACUUCUGACCUGUGAAAAGCAGAACAGGGUAUAGCUCUGUGCGUAUCUGGUUAUUGCUUGUGCUCCUGCUAAAUAGGGGGCAUAUAAAUUUUACUCUUUUUUUUUGUGUCCCUUUAAAACUGCUUUUGAACUCAGGUGCAUUGGACUCAUCUGAUCAUUGGAUUUUCUGCUGAUCUUUGAAAUAAGUUAUAAACCACAUGUAUCUCUAGCCUUUCUCCAUUUCCCUUCCCAAAUUCAGUCAUGUCUUUCCUUGCCUGAUUUCAACUUAAGGAAAAACUGGUUUAUCCUUGUGAGAGCACUUCUGUACCACUCAUUAAGGCUUUUCCUUCCAGUCCUAUUAACUCUUAUUUACUUUCACCUACAAAUACCAAACUAUCUUAUCCUGAUUACACCCAUUCUCCCAUUUCCUGAUCUCUUGCCUCUUAUCCUCUUUGUCUUGUUACUCUCCAAGUAAAUCUUUCUCCUUCUCCCAAAAUCUGCAAAUUCCUCCAUAAAUUCAUCUCUCUCUAAAGAAAUCCUCUUUGACAUCCAUUUUUCUAACCACUUAGAAUCUUCUGCUUUUAAUUUCCUUUCUCCCACCUCUCCCUUUGGGAGCUCUGCAAUCUGUUUGGUGGCCUUCAAUCCCUGCCAAUACUUCCCUUGUGACUGAUAGCUGUCAGCUCCUGUGGCAUCUUUCAUGUUCUGCCUUCUGCCCAUUUAAUUUCUCUAGAACUGUUUACAAGAGCUGAGUGAGUUGAUGUUAGCAACACAGGAAAUUCUUUUCAAUCAUUUUCCUUACUCUGUGCAUCAUUUGUCUUAUGCAGACAGUCAAAACCAGGUCAACAGAGGUACAUCAACAGAUGUACAUAAAUUCUUACUGGAACGGGCCUACAAAUUAAUACAUUUUAACAGGAGUUUAGAUGCUUACAGUACUUUUGUGGAUACAACUCUCAAUUCCUUCCUUCAGCUCAACCAAGGGGAUAUCUCACACCAGGGAAGUCAUUCUGUACAGGCACCAAGAGGGUCACUAAAUCUGUCCCUCAUCCUACUCCACAUUUUAUAGUACACAAAGAUUUGUUCUCAGUAUAUGAUUAUGCAGUUUCAGGUUUCAGUAAUGGCAAAAUUUAAACAUACCAGGCUCUCUAGUCUCUGCGGUGUCAAUGGAGUUCUCUUUUGCUUUGCUAAGAAGAAGAAAAAAAGAAGGAUGUUUCAAUAAAUAAGCAUUGAGAUGAUGCCUUUCUGCUCAUGGAAAGAGUAUUAACUAGUAAAGCAGUCCUUCCCUUAUUGAGUGCACCUCAAAGAAUAAAAAUCUAUUUCCAAACUGGAUUUAGGAAUUGCUGUUCUGAUAAAAACAAAUCAAAAUAAAACAAUAUGUUUUUAGAAUGCAUUUCUGUGCUCCUCAGAGCUUCUCUGAAGAGGAAUAGAGAAAUUUCCAGUGUACUUCUGGCUAGUUUUCUCUCUAUUCAGUGAAAAGGCAUGGAAAAAUCACCAAGCCAUCCUUAUAAGAAAACAUGCUAAUUUUUUUGCAAGAGGAAAUAAUUUCAUUUUCCUAAAAUAAAAUAAUCCAUCGGAUUAUAAUAGGCAAAUAAUUACUUAAUUUAAGACAUGUGAAACUCCAAAAUCGACUCUUGAUUUAGAGUAUGGAAGCUGUGUAAGAGUUCCCAUAAAACAGGAGCGAUUAAUACUGUAACAAGUUCAUACUUCAGAAAGAAAAGUAGAAAUAUAGAAAAGUAACUGGAUAGAACUUGAUUGCAUUUAUAUGGUUAACAGUCCUAUUUAUGUCUAAGUUGGUGUUCAAAAAAUGGUAAAAAGAAUUCCAAUUAUUAUGAAGUCUGAGUAUUUGAUUUGUUCUCACUUUACUUCCAUUCCUGGUCUCUCUGGAAGGGAACAAUACUUAGGACAAAUUAUUUUUAAAAAAAUUCAGUACCCUUAACUGGUGCACUUGACAAAGACAUCUCAGAAAUUAAAUGGGGUAAUUACUAGGGGAUUACAGUAGAGCUUUGAAUGGAACUUUAAACUGUGAAAAAAAGUGUGAUAAAAUACAAACUAAAAAAAAUUAUAUGGUAAAAUUCCUCACCAUGGUGCCUUCUGAGACAUGAAAACAUGCAUAUGAAGAUGAAUGGACAACAUAGACCCACGGAUACUGAAGAAUAAAUAAUGUGCAAUAUCUUGUUUUUUCCAGGUUCUUGGGACUCUUCUGAUAUACUAGUGGUAUCUAAAAUUGCAUUAACAUGUAUUAGCAUAAAAUAAUAGAAUAAUAUUUAACUUUUUUUUUUUUUCAGCAUUUCUUCUUUCUGAUGCAACUGACUUCUUAAUAUAACUAAAGCACUCUGUAGUUUGGAACAGCAAUCAGUUCACAGGAUAACCAUCUUCGUUGGUAUAUUACCAAGCAUGAAGGUACUGGAAGGAAAAGUGCAUGGAAAGUGUCAUUGAAAAAUGAUGCAUGGCGCAAGGCUGGCAGAAACAAAGGAUCAGAAUUAAAGCACUGCUCUAAACUUCCAAUAUAUUUUAACGUUAUGGUCUGUCUUCUUUUUCUGUAGUCUUUGCACUGUAAACAACAGCAAGAACAAAAAUAAGAAGCUUUUUGACAAGUUUGUAUCAACUGUGAUGAAAAUAUGUGAUGAUCAAGCCUAGAAAUGAAUGCUGUUAUAGUAUACACCCAUGGCAUCAUUCAGCAAAUAAAUCAUCUUUAUCAGGGGAAAUGCAUUAGAAUGUAGGAACUGUCCUUGUAUCCUACACGUGGGAAUGAAAACGGUGUGAGAAAGGUAUUGAUAGUCAUAUGACUAAUUUAUGUUACUGCACUUUCUUACAAAUAAGGAUUCUUGAUGCACAGUUUUGAGGUUUGCUGCCUUCUGAUGCAGGAAAUGCAGAAAGAACAUGACAGAACAGACAGAGCAGAUGAACCCUAUAUGGGCUUGAGUUGCUGUUCACAGUAAUUGUACUGGGAACAAUAACCAACUGUGAGUAAAAAAACAUACUUCAAGGUAUGUUAAAGUGGUGGUGUACUGUGAUUCCUAAUGUUCUGUAAGUAUAAGCCAUAUGUGUCACUGGGGUAUUAAAGAGCAUGUUGGAAGUAUAGAUUACCACAGCAGGAGGUAAUUUAAUUGUCUUUGUCACUGCUAUCUGCUGGACAGUUGUGGGCUUGAAAACUGUGACACUUGAGAGACUGUAUUUAGUUCAAGCAGGAAGAAAGCAAUGGUUCUUCAGCAAUGAGUUUUGAUUUGUCCUGACUAUGUAAAACAACCUACUUAGGAAAUUUAUAGCAACACAAAUUGUUUCCCUCCUCUUGAAAAGGAAAUAAGAAUCAGAACUUACUUUCUGAUGAAGUUGUGAUAAUGUUCUCAGACUUUUCUGAAAGCAAGAAAAAAAAAGAAAGACAGGGAAAUGAAACAGCAACUUGAUAUUUUGCUCUGCAGUUGUGUACUCUGCACCACACACUGAAGUCUCGACAAACCUCUCCUUCAGCUUGAUGGUGGAAGAGGGAACAAAAUCCAGCAAAGGGUGCAGUAUUUUGAGAGAAGAGGAAUGAAGUGCUGGUCUUCCACAGCUGACAGAGCAGUUCUGUGUUUCAGACCUCUGGCAUUCAAAUAAAUAGAACAAGAGAAGAAAUAUUUUGCAAAUGCUUGAUUACAUCACUUAUUCAUGGAAUGGUAUUUGUGAAUAUACCAUUCUGUAGUCACUCAAGGAUGUCUUCUGCUCUUCUCACAUCCAAGGAAAACCUGUAUCAUGUUAUUUGGGGAAAUACUGUGUCUGCUACCACAUUACAACCAUAAAUUUUGACAUUGCUCCCUUUGCUACAGCAUUUCCUGUGUCAAUAAACAAGGUAUUAAAGUCCAUGAACUUACCAGGAGAGGAACUAGCAACAGAACAAUUUCAUAACUCAGCUACCUGGGGUCAAUAGGACACCAUAGCUGCACAGACCACUUUAUAGCUGCAAAGCAAUAUUGAGGAGGGCAUACAUGGCUUGCCAUAAUCUAGACUUGGCAUCCCAACUGCCUAAAUUCAUAGGAAUGUCUGUCUUGCCCUUAAAUCCUUAAGAGCAUUUAAAGGUACUGUGAUCUUUCCCGCUCUUGAACUUCUUGGGUACAAAACUAUACUUUAUUACUCUGUGCACAGAUUAUUCUAAGCAAGAGGCUUGAAUUUCUAUGUCCUCUUUGCUGUUGUGUGGCAUUGCCAACUAUGAAUACAUGACCAUUUGUAUCCUGUCUAGUCCUUAUAACACAUAACCAGUCUUUCUUUGCUCCAACUAAUAUUUUUAAAUAAUCAAAUAGUUCACUAAUGGCCAUUAGCUGUCAGCAGCUUUGCUUUUCUCUUCCAGAUCCUCCUUUUAUUUCUUUAUUUUGUUCUUUCCCCAGCACCGAGAAGCAAGAUAGAAGCAUGAAGAAUGUGGUAAGUACCAGCACAACUGAUCUUGUGCUAUUCCUACGACACCAGACAAACUUGUUCGGAGAAGCCAUCGUGCAGCAUGAGUGAACUUUCCUGUACAUGGAAUCCAUUUGUUUAAAAGGGCUCUUUAGUAACACAGGGGCCUCACCUUCAACAAUAACCUUUAUUUCAUUGCUCUCGCUGAAGAAGUUGCCUGUUACUGCUUGACAGCGAUACAUCCCGCUAUCAUUCUGGUGAAUGGCGAAAAACUUCAGAAUAAACACAGUGGAAUUCCAUUCUGCUUUGCUGUUAUCCAGCGGCACACAUUCAUGCGCCUCUAUCUUGCACCACUGGAUGAAGGGUCUUUCCUUGCAGUAAUGGACUGGACAGUAUAUGAUCAAGGAGUUACCAAUAUUAGUUACGUAUUCAGAGUUUCUUUGAACUUGAAUUUCUACUGGACAGUCACUGGCAUCAAAUCCUAUAAAAGAAGAAAAAUAUGAGAAAAAUCAUAGUGGUGGUGGGGUCUGUUAUAUGCUCUCCAUGACACUGAUCAGUUUCUUUUCUCUCUCAGUAUGCAAGACUUCUCUUAUCCACUUUCAGAUCUUAUCUCUGUAUGGGAUGCUCAUUGCAGAUAAAUCAAGACUUCUUGGUUCCUUCAUUUUUAGGAAGAUUGUUAAAAUCCACUUUAUUUGUCCAAUAUAAAUAUCAGUCUAUAUCUCAGCUAACUCUGAAAUUGAAGUUUGGAGAGAAAAAAUGUAAUAUAUACCGAAGAAGGUUUUCCUGUCAUCCUUCUCAAAGAUCUUUUCUGUUAUUUUAGAUUUAUUUCAGGUUAUUGUUUACUUCACAGUUCUUGAUAAUUUGCAAAAGUAAAGGGUUCUUUUUGUUUGGUUGGUUGGUUUUGGUAGUGAUAUGUCAUAACUGAAAUAAUGAAAAUAAUUAUAAAUAUAUCCUCUCUCUGUUUCUUCACUUUUGUAAAAGUUUGUUAAACUCGGUGUUCAAACUCUGGUAUGUCACCUUUACUCUGGGUCUUAGUAUUGAAAGUCUGGAGCUUUUAUUAAAGAUUUAUGUUUCUUGUA
Messenger RNA from Anas platyrhynchos (mallard), 12308 nucleotides. Lineage: Eukaryota; Metazoa; Chordata; Aves; Anseriformes; Anatidae. The record is from RefSeq and is a predicted model, not a curated record.